AUGACUCUUGUCCUGCUGGGUCUAACCAUUCUGAUGCUCCACCAUGUGGCCUGUGAGAAGGCCCUAGAAGAAGCAAUUCCUCCCUUGGCUUGGCGCUUCACACAUUCCCUGUACAAUGCCACCAUCUAUGAAAACUCUGCUCCCAAGACCUAUGUGGAGAGUCCGGUGAAGAUGGGCAUGUACCUGGCGGAUCCCCAGUGGGUGGUGAAGUACCGGAUCAUCUCUGGAGAUGUGGCUGGAGUGUUUAAGACUGAGGAGUACGUGGUGGGCAAUUUCUGCUUUCUCAGAAUAAGGACCAAGAGCAGCAACACAGCACUUCUCAAUAGAGAGGUGCGAGACAGCUACACACUCAUAGUGCAAGCCUCAGACAAGAGCCUGGAGUUUGAAGCAAUGACCCACGUGGUGGUCCACAUCCUGGACCAGAACGACCUGAAGCCUCUCUUCUCCCCACCUUCCUACAGAGUCACCAUCUCUGAGGACAUGCCCCUCAAGACCCCCAUCUGCAAAGUGACUGCCACGGAUGCCGAUCUGGGCCAGAACUCUGAGUUCUAUUAUGCCUUUAAUGCCAGGUCAGAGGUGUUUGCCAUCCAUCCCACCAGUGGGGUGGUCACUGUGGCCGGGAAGCUGAAUGUCACUUGGCGAGGGAAGUAUGAGCUCCAGGUGCUGGCUGUGGAUCGCAUGAGAAAAAUCUCAGAGGGCAAUGGGUUUGGCAACUUGGCUGCAUUGGUAAUUCAUGUGGAGUCUGUGCACAGGAAGCCCCCAGCUAUCACCUCCGUGGUCUUGACUCCACCAGAUGAUGAUGAAGGUGCCAUCUAUGCCACUGUCAUGGUGGAUGCAAAUGGCUCUGGAGCUGAAGUAGAGUCCCUGGAGGUGGUUGGUGGUGAUCCUGGAAAGUACUUCAAAGCUCUCAAGUCCUAUGCCCAAGACAACAAGUUCAACUUGGUGGCAGUCAGGGACAUUAACUGGGCAGAGCACCUUCAUGGCUUCAACCUCAGCUUCCAGGCCCAUAGUAGGAGCAGACCUCCUGCCCACUCCCCCAUUAGGGCUUUCCAUUUCCCACCCUCUAGGCUGACCAACCUCAGAUUCGAGAAGGCUGUUUACAGAGUGAAGCUCAGUGAAUUCUCCCCUCCUGGAAGUCGUGUGGCAUUGGUAAAGGUCACCACUGCCCCCCCUGCUUUGCGAUAUGCUCUGAAAUCAUCCUCUGGGAACACAGUAUUCAAGCUCAAUGCUCGCACAGGCCUGAUCACCACCAUGAAACUUGUGGACUUCCACGACGGAAGCCAGUACCAGCUCCAUGUGAAAACCUCCCUGGGUCCGGCCACCGCCACUGUGAUCAUUGACAUUGUGGACUGUAACAACCAUGCCCCAGUCUUCAACAGGUCUUCCUAUGAAGGUACGUUGGAUGAGAACAUCCCUCCUGGUACCAGUGUUUUGACUGUGACAGCCAUAGACCAGGACGAUGGGGACAAUGGACGUGUCACCUAUUCCAUUGUUGACCCCAAAGCUGUCCCAUUCUCUAUUGACCCUUACCUGGGGGUCAUCUCCACCACCAAACCCAUGGACUAUGAACUCAUGAAAAGAAUAUAUACCUUCCGGGUCCGGGCAUCAGACUGGGGGUCCCCUUUUCGCCAGGAGAAGGAGGUGUCUGUUUCUCUGAGGCUCAAGAAUCUGAACGACAACCAGCCCAUGUUUGAGGAAGUCAACUGCACUGUGUCCCUUCGUCAAGAUGCGCCAGUCGGGAAGUCGAUAAUGGCUGUGUCCGCCAUAGACAUGGAUGAACUUCAGAACCUACGAUAUGAAAUUGUGUCUGGCAACGAACAGGACUACUUCCAUCUCAACCAUUUCUCGGGGGUGAUAUCUCUCAAACGCUCUUUUAUGAAUCUCACAGCUGUUCGACCCACCAUCUAUUCUCUGAAGAUGACAGCCUCUGACGGCAAGAACUAUGCCUCCCCCACAACUCUGAAAGUCACUGUGGUGAAGGACCCUCACUCUGAGGUCCCUGUACAAUGCGAUAAAACAGGAGUGCUGACCCAUAUCACAAAGACCAUCCUCCAGUCUGCUGGGCUUCAGGGCCAAGAGUCGGGUGAAGAGGAAUUCACCUCCCUCAGCAACUAUCAGAUCAACCACCACACCCCCCAGUUCGAGGACCACUUCCCCCAGUCCAUUGACAUUCUGGAGCAGGUUCCCAUCAACACCCCCUUGGCCCGCCUGGCAGCCACUGACCCAGAUGCUGGCUUUCAUGGUCGUCUGGUCUAUGUGAUUGCAGAUGGCAAUGAGGAAGGUUGUUUUGACAUUGAGCUGGAGACAGGGCUGCUCACAGUGGCAGCAGCCUUGGACUAUGAGACCACCAGCUUCUACGUCCUCAAUGUGACUGUGUACGACCUGGGCACUCCCCAGAAGUCCUCCUGGAAGCUGUUGACGGUGACUGUGAAGGACUGGAAUGAUAACCCACCCAGGUUUCCUCCGGGUGGGUACCAGCUCACCAUUUCUGAGGACACAGAAGUUGGAACCACAAUUGCAGAGCUGAAGACAAAAGACGCCGACUCAGAGGACAACAGGAGGGUCCGCUACACCCUGCUAACCCCCACAGAGAAGUUCUCUCUCCACCCACUCACUGGGGAGCUGGUUGUCACAGGACACCUUGACCGGGAAUCCGAGCCUCAGUACAUACUCAAGGUUGAGGCCAGGGACCAGCCCAUGAAGGGCCACCAGCUCUUCUCUGUCACUGACUUGAUAGUCACAUUAGAGGAUAUCAAUGAUAACCCUCCCCAGUGCAUCACAGAGCACAGAAGCCUGAAGGUGCCAGAGGACCUGCCUCUUGGGACAGUUUUGACAUUCCUAGAUGCCUCUGACCCUGACCUGGGCAGUGCAGGUGAAGUGAGAUAUAUCCUGGUGGAUGAUAUCCAUGGAACCUUCCGGGUGGAGCCGAUGACUGGAGCUUUGAGUCUGGAAAGAGAGUUGGACUUUGAGAGAAGAACUGGUUACAACCUGAGCCUUUGGGCCAGUGACAGCGGGAGGCCUCUAGCCCGCAGGACCCUUUGCCACAUAGAAGUGUUAGUCCUGGAUGUAAAUGAGAAUCUCCAUGCUCCUCGCUUUUCAUCCUUUGUAUACCAGGGCCAGGUGCAGGAGAACAGCCCUGCAGGGACCCAGGUGAUGGUAGUCACAGCCCGGGAUGAUGACAGUGGAUUGGAUGGAGAGCUCCAGUAUUUCCUACGGGCUGGCACUGGCCUGGAAGCCUUCAGCAUCAACCAAGACACAGGAAUGCUUGAGACUCUGGCACCUCUGGACCGAGAAUUCAUGCCCUACUACUGGUUGACGGUACAGGCUGUGGACAGAGGCUCCGUUCCCCUCUCUGCUGUCACUGAAGUCUACAUUGAGGUUAUGGACAUCAAUGACAACAUACCCUGCAUGUCUCGACCAGUGUUCUACCCCUCUGUCCAGGAAGAUGCCCCCUUGGGUACUUCCGUGCUUCAGCUGGAGGCCUGGGACCCAGACUCCAGCUCUCAAGGGAAGCUGACCUUUAACCUCACCAGCGGGAACCACAUGGGGUACUUCGUCAUUCAUCCAUUCACAGGUCUCCUGUCCACUGCCAGACAGCUGGACCGAGAGAGCAAAGAUGAACAUGUCCUGGAGGUGACUGUGCUGGAUAAUGGGGAGCCCCCACUAAAGUCCACUUCCAGAGUGGUGGUGUGCAUCUUGGAUGUCAACGACAACCCACCUGUGUUCUCCCACAAGCUCUUCAAUGUCCGCCUUCCUGAGAGACUGAGCCCCUUGUCCUCGGGGCCUGUGUACCGGCUGGUGGCUUCAGAUCCAGAUGAAGGUCUCAACAGCAGCAUCACCUACAGCAUUGAGGAGAGUGACGAGGAGGGCUUCAGAGUUGACCCUGUUAUGGGGACUGUUUCUUCUAGCAGCACUUUUGCAGCAGGAGAGUACAAUAUCCUAACGAUCAAGGCAACAGACGGUGGGCAGCCAGCCCUCUCCACCAGUGUCCGGCUACACAUCGAAUGGAUUCCCCAGCCUCGGCCAUCCUCCAUCCCCCUGUCCUUUGAUGAGCCCCACUACAGCUUUACAGUCAUGGAGACAGACCCUGUGAACCACAUGGUAGGAGUCAUCAGUGUAGAGGGACGGCCUGGUCUCUUCUGGUUCCACAUCUCAGAUGGGGAUAAGGACAUGGACUUUGACAUUGAGAAGACCACGGGCAGCAUUGUCAUAGCCAGGCCUCUUGAUACAAGGAGAAAGUCAAGCUAUAACUUGACUGUGGAGGUGACGGAUGGGUUCCACACCAUUGCCACCCAGGUCCACAUCUUUAUGAUUGCCAACAUCAACCACCACCGGCCUCAGUUCCUGCAGGAUAACUAUGAAGUAAGGGUCCCCCAGGACACACUGCCUGGGGUUGAACUCCUCCAAGUCCAGGCCACGGAUCAAGACAAUGGCAAAGGCCUCAUCUAUACCAUCCACAACAGCCAGGACCCUGGAAGUGCCAACCUCUUCCAGCUGGACCCAAGCAGUGGCGUGUUGGUGACAGUGGGGAGAUUGGACCUGCGCUCCGGGCCUUCUCAGCACAUUCUGAUGGUUAUGGUCCGAGACCAAGAGAUGCCCAUCAAGAGGAACUUUGUGUGGGUGACCAUUCAUGUGGAAGAUGGAAAUCUCCACUCACCUCACUUCACUCAGCACCAUUAUGAGGCAAGUGUUCCUGACACCACUGCCCCUGGUACAGAGCUACUGCAGGUCCGAGCUGUGGAUGUUGACCGCGGAGCCAACGCUGAAGUCCAUUAUUCCUUCCUAAAAGGUAACAGUGAAGGUUUCUUCAAUAUUGACGCCCUCCUAGGCACCAUCACAGUAGCCCAGAGACUUGAUCAUGUCCAUCACACUAGGCAUACAUUAACUGUGAAGGCGGAAGACCAAGGCUCCCCACAGAGGCAUGACCUGGCUAUGGUGGUCAUUCAUGUCCACCCCGCAGACAGCAGCGCUCCCAUCUUUUCAAAAGAGGAGUAUUUCAUAGAGAUCCCAGAAUCAGUUCCUGUUGGCUCCCCGAUCCUCCUCAUCUCUGCUACAAGCUCCUCUGAAGUCACCUAUGAGUUAAGAGAGGGGAACAAGGGUAGUGUGUUCUCCAUGAACUCCUAUUCUGGCCUCAUCUCCACCCAGAAGCGCUUAGACCAUGAGAAAAUCUCAUCCUACCAACUGAAAAUCCGAGGCCGCAACACAGCUGGUGCGUUCAGGGAUGUGGUGGCACUUGUCUACAUCAUCGAUGAGAACGACAACGCUCCUGCAUUCCUAAAGCCAAUGUUCGUGGGGCACAUCAGCGAGGCAGCUCCUCCACACAGUAUGAUCCUGGAUGAAGACAACAGCCCCUUAGUGAUCCGUGCCUCUGACAGUGACCAGGAAGCUAAUUCCUUGUUGGUCUAUAAAAUCUUGGAACCAGAGGCCUCAAAGUUUUUCAAAAUUGAUCCCAGCAUGGGAACUCUAACUAUCACAUCAGAGCUGGAUUAUGAGAACACACCCUUGUUCCAAUUCAACAUCUAUGUUCACGACCAAGGGACACCCAUCUUAUUUGCACCCAGACCUGCCAAGGUCGUCAUCCAUGUCAGAGACGUGAACGACUCUCCCCCCAGGUUCUCAGAGCAAAUAUAUGAAGAGAUGGUUGUGGGACCCAUCCACCUUGGCAUGGAGCUCCUCACAGUACAAGCCAAGGAUGAUGACUCAGAAGUCACCUAUAGCAUCAAAACUGGCAACACCGAUGAAGCUGUUGCCAUUCAUCCUGUCACAGGCCAAAUAUCUGUGGUUAAUCCUGCUAUUCUGGGGUUUUCUCGGAAGCUCACCAUUAGGGCUUCUGAUGGUCUGUAUCAAGAUACUGCGCUGGUAAAAAUAUCUGUGACCAAAGUCCUUGACAAAAGUUUACAGUUUGAUCAGGACAUCUACAAGGCAAGAGUGAAGGAGAAUAUGCCACACAGAAAGGCACUGGUGAUUCUUGGUGUCCAUGGAAACCAUUUGAACGACACCCUUUCCUACUUCCUCUUGAAUGGCACAGACUUAUUUCACAUGGUCCAGUCAGCAGGUGUGUUGCAAACCAGAGGAGUGACAUUUGAUCGGGAGCAGAGGGACACUCACGAAGUGGCGGUGGAAGUGAGGGACAACCGGGUCCCUCAACGGGUGGCUCAGGCUCUGGUCAGGGUCUCUGUAGAAGAUGUCAAUGACAACGUCCCUGAGUUUCAGCAUCUACCUUAUUACACAGUCAUCCAAGAUGGCACCGAGCCGGGGGAUGUCCUCUUUCAAGUAUCUGCCACUGAUAAGGAUUUGGGAGCCAAUGGGACAGUCACAUACGGGUUUGCAGAAGAUUAUGCCUACUUCCGGAUUGACCCCUAUGUUGGGGACAUAUCACUUAAGAAGCCCUUUGAUUAUCAAGCUUUGAAUAAGUAUCACCUCAAAGUCAUUGCUCGGGAUGCAGGUAGCCCACCCCUCCAAACCGAGGUUGAGGUACAUGUCACCGUCAGAAAUAAAUCCAACCCACUGUUUCAGAGUCCUUACUACAAAGUAAAAGUCCCUGAAAAUAUCACACUCUAUACCCCGAUUCUCCACACACAGGCCAGGAGUCCAGAGGGACUGAGGCUCAUCUAUAACAUUGUAGAGGAAGAGCCUUUGAUGCUGUUUACCACAGACUUUAAAACUGGUGUCCUUAUGGUGACAGGACCUCUGGACUACGAAUCCAAGAAUAAGCAUGUAUUCACAGUAAGAGCCACAGACACAGCUCUGGGGUCCUUUUCUGAAGCCACAGUAGAAGUCUUAGUUGAGGACAUCAAUGAUAACCCUCCUACUUUUUCCAAGUUGGUAUAUACCACUUCAGUUUCUGAGGGCUUACCCGCUCAAACCCCCGUGAUCCAACUGUUGGCUUCUGACCAAGACUCAGGACAGAAUCAGGAUGUCUCCUAUCAGAUUGUAGAGGAUGGCUCAGAUGUUUCUAAGUUCUUCCAGAUCAAUGGGAGCACAGGGGAGAUGUUUACCAUCCAAGAGCUAGACUAUGAAACACAACAAUACUUUCACGUGAAAGUCAGGGCCAUGGAUAGAGGUGAUCCCCCACUCACUGGUGAAACUCUUGUGGUCGUCAAUGUGUCUGACAUCAAUGACAACCCCCCAGAGUUCAGAGAACCUCAGUAUGAAGCCAAUGUUAGUGAGCUAGCAACCUGUGGCCAUCUGGUUCUAAAAGUUCAAGCCCUUGAUCCUGACAUUGGGGACACCUCCCGCCUGGAGUACCUGAUUCUUUCUGGCAACCAGGAUCGACAUUUCUCCAUCAAUAGCUCAUCAGGAAUCAUUUCUAUGUUCAACCUUUGCAAAAAGCAGCUGGACUCAUCUUACAACUUGAGGGUAGGUGCUUCUGAUGGGGUCUUCCAAGCAACUGUGCCAGUUUAUAUCAAUACCACAAAUGCCAACAAGUAUAGUCCCGAGUUCCAGCAACAUGUCUAUGAAGCCGAAUUAGCUGAGAAUGCAAGAGUGGGAACGAAGGUGAUUGAGCUGCUAGCCAUAGACAAAGACAGUGGCCCCUAUGGGACGGUGGAUUACACCAUCAUCAAUAAGCUAGCAGGGGAAAGGUUCUUCAUAAACCCCGGUGGUCAGAUCACCACGCUGCAGAAACUGGACCGGGAAAAUUCAACGGAAAGGGUCAUUGCUAUUAAAGUUAUGGCAAGGGAUGGAGGGGGGAAAGUGGCCUUCUGCACAGUGAAAAUCAUCCUCACUGAUGAAAACGACAAUGCCCCCCAAUUCAAAGCAUCUGGGUACACGGUGUCCAUUCCAUCCAAUGUCAGCAGAGACUCCCCCGUCAUCCAGGUACUGGCUUAUGAUGCAGAUGAAGGUCGGAAUGCAGAUGUCACCUAUUCAGUAGACUCAACAGAGGAGCUUGCUGAAGAGAUCAUUGAAGUCAACCCAACCACUGGUGUGGUCAAGGUGAAGGAGAGCCUGGUGGGGCUGGAAAAUAGGGCUGUUGACUUUAACAUCAAAGCCCAGGAUGGUGGUCCUCCUCACUGGGACUCUCUGGUACCGGUACGACUGCAAGUGGUUCCUAAUGAAGUACCUUUGCCCAAGUUUUCUGAACCUCUGUAUACUUUCUCUGCAUCUGAAGACCUUCCAGAAGGUUCUGAAAUUGGGUCUGUGAAAGCAGUAGCAGCUCAAGAUCCAGUCAUCUACAGUCUGGUUCAGGGUACCACUCCAGAGAGCAACAGAGAUGGGGUCUUCUCCUUGGAUCAAGACACAGGAGUCCUGAAGGUGAGGAAGGCCAUGGACCACGAGUCCACUAAAUGGUACCAGAUUGACCUGAUGGCACAUUGCCCUCAUGAAGAUACUGACUUGGUAUCACUGGUCUCUGUCAAUAUUCAAGUGGAAGAUGUCAAUGACAAUAGGCCUGUAUUUGAGGCUGAUCCAUAUAAGGCUUUCCUCACUGAGAAUAUGCCGGGAGGGACCACAGUCAUUCAGGUGACAGCCAAUGACCAGGACACUGGGAGUGAUGGACAGGUGAGCUACAGACUGUCAGUGGAGCCUGGUAGCAACAUCCAUGAACUCUUUGCUGUUGAUAGUGAGAGUGGUUGGAUCACCACACUCCAAGAACUUGACUGUGAGACCCAACAGACUUAUCGUUUCUAUGUGGUGGCCUUUGACCAUGGACAGAGCAUCCAGCUGUCUUCUCAGGCCUUGGUUGAGGUAUCCAUCACAGAUGAGAAUGACAACCCCCCUCGGUUUGCUUCUGACGACUAUAGAGGCUCUGUGGUAGAGAACAAUGAGCCUGGUGAACUUGUGGCCACUCUAAAGACUUUGGAUGCUGACAUCUCUGAGCAGAACAGGCAGGUCACCUGCUACAUCACAGAGGGAGACCCCCUGGGUCAGUUUGGCAUCAGUCAAGUUGGGGAUGAAUGGAGGAUCUCCUCAGAGAAGACUCUGGACCGAGAGCACAUAGCCAAGUAUCUACUCAGAAUCACAGCGUCAGAUGGCAAGUUCCAGACUUCGGUCCCUCUGGAGGUCUUUGUCCUGGACAUCAAUGAUAACAGCCCGCAGUGCUCACAGCUUCUCUACACCGGCAGGGUCCGUGAGGACGUCACUCCUGGACACUUCAUCUUGAAAGUUUCUGCCAUAGAUGUGGACAUGGACACCAAUGCUCAGAUCACAUACUCUCUGCAUGGACCCGGGGCCCAGGAAUUCAAGCUGGACCCUCACACAGGGGAGCUGACCACACUCACAGCCCUGGACCGGGAAAGGAGGGACGUAUACAACCUUGUUGCUAAGGCAACAGAUGGAGGGGGCCAGUCAUGCCAGGCAGAUGUGAUAAUCCACAUUGAGGAUGUGAACGACAACGCUCCAAGGUUCUUCCCCAGCCACUGCACUGUGGCUGUCUUCGACAACACCACAGUUAAGACCCCCGUGGCUGUGGUCUUUGCCCGGGACCCUGACCAGGGCACCAACGCCCAGGUGGUGUACUCGCUGACAGACUCUGCUGAUGGCCAGUUCUCCAUUGAUGCCACCUCAGGGGUGAUUCGUCUGGAGAAACCUCUGCAGGCCAGAUCCAACCCAGCUCUGGAGCUUACGGUCCGUGCCUCAGACCUAGGCAUCCCAAUACCACUGUCCACCUUGGGCACUGUCACAGUCUCCGUAGUGGGCCUGGAGGACUACCUUCCCAUCUUCCUGAAUGCGGAGCACAACACACAGGUGCCUGAGGAUGCUCCGAUAGACACGGAGGUACUACAGCUGGCCACCCUCACACGCCCAGGCUCAGAGAAGACUGGUUACCGCAUCACGGGUGGGAAUGAGCAGGGGAAGUUCCGGCUGGAUGUUCACACAGGAAUCCUAUACGUCAACGGCAGCCUGGACUUUGAGACAAGUCCCAAGUACUUCCUGUCCAUCGAAUGCAGCCGGAAGAGCUCUUCUUCCCUCAGCGAUGUGACCACCAUUGUGGUGAACGUCACUGAUAUUAACGAACACCACCCCAGAUUCACCCAUGACCUGUACACUGUGAGGGUCUUAGAGAACGCUGUUGUGGGCGACACCAUCUUGACAGUAUCAGCAUCUGAUGAUGAUGGACCAGUAAAUAGUGCCAUUACCUACAGCCUGGUAGGAGGGAACCAGCUUGGACACUUCACCAUCAACCCCAAGAAAGGGAAGCUUCAGGUGGCCAAGGCGCUGGACUGGGAACAGACACCCAGCUACUCUCUGAGGCUCCGAGCCACAGACAGUGGGCAGCCCCCAUUGUAUGAGGACGCAGAGGUGGCCAUUGAGGUGAUUGAUGUCAAUGACAAUCCUCCCAGAUUCUUCCAGCUCAACUACAGCACUGCUGUCCAGGAGAACUCCCCCACUGGCAUCAAAGUCCUGCAGCUGAUCCUGGACGAUCCUGACUCCCCACAGAAUGGGCCCCCCUACUCCUUCCGCAUCACUGAGGGGAACAUUGGAUCUGUGUUCCGGGUGACUCCGGAUGGCUGGCUGGUGACCGCAGCAGGCCUGAGCAGGAGGGUCCAGGAGUGGUAUCAGCUUCACAUCGAGGCAUCAGACAGUGGCCUUCCGUCCUUGUCGUCUUCCACAUUGGUCAGAGUGCACGUGACCGAGCAGAGCCGUUACCCACCCUCCACUCUUCCGCUGGAGAUCUUCAUCACAGUGGGGGAGGAGGAAUUCCAGGGUGGCAUGGUCGGUAAAAUCCAUGCCACAGACCGAGACCCACAGGACACACUGACCUACAGCCUGGAGCGAGAGGAAAGUCUAGGCAGGUACUUCUCAGUGGGUGCGUUGGAUGGCAAGAUUAUUGCCUCCCAAGGACUGCCUCGUGGCCGAUAUUCACUUAAUGUCACAGUCAGUGACGGGACCUUCACCACCACCACUGGGGUCCACGUCCACGUCCACGUGUGGCACAUGGGCCAGGAGGCUCCUCAGCAAGCUGUGUGGCUCGGCUUUCACCAGCUCACCCCGGAGGAGCUGGUGAGUGAUCACUGGCGCAACCUGCAGAGAUUCCUCAGUAAUACCUUGGACAUCAAACGGGCCAACAUCCACCUGGCCAGCCUGCAGCCUGCCGAGGCCACAGCUGGGGUGGAUGUGCUCCUGGUCUUUGAGAGGCAUGCUGGAACCUCCUAUGACCUCCAGGAGCUGGCAUCUGCCAUAGCUCGUGCAGCCAAAGAGAUGGAACACUCAGUGGGAAUUCGGAUGAGGUCAGCCCUGCCCGUGGUACCAUGCCAAGGGCCAAGCUGCCAGGAUCAAACCUGCCAAGAGACAGUGUCCCUGGAGCCCAGGGUUGGGCCCACUUACAGCACAGCCAGGCUCAGCAUCCUGACGCCACGGCACCACCUGGGAAGGAACUGCUCCUGCAGUGGUACCACCUUGAGGUUCAGCGGUCAGAGCUACAUGCGGUACAGACCCCUAGAGGUUCGGAACUGGCAGGUCCACUUCUACCUGAAAACGCUCCAACCAUGGGCCAUUCUAAUGUUCACCAAUGAAACAAUCUCCAUUUCCCUGAAGCUGGCCAACGGCUUCCUCCAACUGGAAUACAGCUGUCCAGGUGGUUUCUAUGGAAACCUUUCUUCCCGGCAUCCUGUGAAUGAUGGGCAGUGGCACUCCAUGCUGUUGGAGGAGAAGGACACUUCUGUUCAUCUGUUGGUUGACACCACAGACAACACCUCCCUUAUCAUCCCAGAGGAAUGUCGGGGUCUGAGGACAGAGAGACACCUCCUGCUGGGUGGCCUUGUCCCCUCAAAUCCUCCCUCAAAUGUUUCCCUGGGUUUUGAAGGCUGCCUAGAUGCUGUUAUGGUCAAUGGUGAGCGGUUAGAGCUGCUUGGCCAUGGAAAGAAGAUGGUGGGCUGGCUGGAGAGACAGGCCCUCACUCAGUGCUGCUGGCCUGGCACUGCCUGUAGCCAGAACCCAUGCCUCAAUGGUGGGAGCUGCUCACCUGCCCUUGGAUCAGGCUACCUGUGCAGAUGCCCCGCUCCAUUCUCUGGCAGGAACUGCGAACUUGGAAGGGAGAAUUGUACUUCUGUGCCCUGCCAGGAAGGUGGCACUUGUGUCUCCUCCUCUGAAGUCACUUCCUGUAACUGUCCUCACCCUUACACCGGUGACAGGUGUGAGAUGGAGGCCAGGGGUUGCUCUGGAGGACACUGCCUCAUCACUCCUGAGAUCACGAGAGGGGACUGGGGACAGCAGGAAUUUCUGAUCCUCAUAGUAGCCUUACCUCUCAUCAUAAUCACCACCGUGGGGCUCCUCCUCUACUGCCGUCGAUGCAAAUCUCACAAGCCAGUGGCCAUGGAGGACCCAGACCUCCUAGCCAGGAGCGUCGGCGUCGACACGCAGGCUUCACCUGCCAUUGAGCUCGACCCCCUGAGCACCAGAUCCUGCACUGACCUGAGCCAACAAGAGCCCAGCAAGACUUCAGUUCCAAGUGAACUUCUCACCUUCGGACCUAGCUCGAAACAGCGGCCGAUGGUGUGCAGUGUGCCUCCCAGGCUCCCACCAGCUGCAGUCUCCUCACACCCUGGCCACGAGCCCAUCAUCAAGAGAACCUGGUCAGGUGAGGAGCUAGUAUACCCAGGCGGAGCUGCGGUCUGGCCCCCAACCUACUCCCGGAAGGAGCAUUGGGAAUACCCGCACCCCGAAGCAAUGCAGGGUCCUCUGCCGCCCUCUCCUCAUCGCCAUGUCAGCCCUGCCGUGAUGCCAGAUCCCACUGGCCUCUAUGGGGGCUUCCCCUUCCCCCUGGAACUGGAAAACAAGCGGGCACCCCUCCCACCCCGUUAUAGCAACCAGAACCUGGAGGACCUGAUGCCUCCACGACCCCCCAGCCCCCGAGAACACCUGCUCGCCCCCUGUCUCAACGAGUACACAGCCAUCAGCUACUACCACUCCCAGUUCCGCCAGGGAGGAGGUGGGCCCUGUCUGGCAGAGGGGGGCUAUAAGGGAGUGAGCAUGCGCCUCAGCAGAGCCGGACCCUCUUAUGCUGACUGUGAGGUGAACGGUGGGCCCACCACAGGCCGGAGCCAACCUCGAGCACCCCCCAAUUAUGAGGGUUCUGACAUGGUAGAGAGUGACUAUGGGAGUUGUGAGGAAGUCAUGUUCUAG
Molecule: messenger RNA, 13062 nt
Organism: Onychomys torridus (southern grasshopper mouse)
Lineage: Eukaryota; Metazoa; Chordata; Mammalia; Rodentia; Cricetidae
Gene: Fat2
Product: FAT atypical cadherin 2
Exons: 23
Coding region: 1-13062 (4353 amino acids)
Biological process (GO): homophilic cell-cell adhesion
Cellular component (GO): catenin complex; plasma membrane
Molecular function (GO): calcium ion binding; cadherin binding
Source: RefSeq, a predicted model, not a curated record